Molecule: messenger RNA, 814 nt
Organism: Striga asiatica
Lineage: Eukaryota; Viridiplantae; Streptophyta; Magnoliopsida; Lamiales; Orobanchaceae
Source: the annotation of a GenBank genome assembly
AUGGAAAAAGUAUGCUAUGUGUUCAUCUGCUUGAUCUUAAUGUUGCAACCUCUAAGCAGUAGUUACGCUCAGAACAUUACUUAUGAGGCUCAAGUUUUAAUGGACAUAAAAAACCGUGUGAAGGUACAAAAUAUGGAAAAAGUAUGCAAUGUGUUCAUCUGCUUGAUCUUAAUGUUGCAACCUCUAAGCAGUAGUUACGCUCAGAACAUGACUUAUGAGGCUCAAGUUUUAAUGGACAUAAAAAACCGGUUAAAGGGAACUGAAGAUUGUAUUCCGAAAUGGGGCCUAACUGGCAACCCUUGCAACUGGACAGGCAUCCACUGCGACGAAUCAUAUCAUGUCGAUGGCAUCUAUCUUUCGGAUAAUUGUACGAACUUAGAAGGUGUUCUUGCCGACUUCGAGGGGCUUACCAACUUAACUCACCUGGAGCAUCUGAUGAUAUAUGAUACUAAAAUUAGUGGUCAAAUACCCAAUAGCUUUGGAACGCUUGUCGGUUUAAAGGAAUUGUAUCUUUCUUCAAACCACCUCAACGGGAGCAUUCCAUCUGAGUUGGGCAACUUGAUUAAUUUAGAAUCCUUAAAGUUAUCAUUCAACAACCUCACAGGCAACAUUCCGUCUACAUUGGCCCAAUUGCAGAAUUUAGAAACCUUGUAUCUAAGUUACAACACAUUGAGUGGCGAAAUACCUUCGACAUUGACCACUCUCAUAUAUUUUAAUGUACUGUGAGUAUUCGAGUUUGGAUAUAUAUAGUUUCUCUGAACAAGACGUAUAUAGCAAUCAUUUCGAGCUUCAAACAUUGUUAUGCAGGAAUUUU